Molecule: messenger RNA, 507 nt
Organism: Ordospora colligata OC4
Lineage: Eukaryota; Fungi; Microsporidia; Ordosporidae
Product: putative ubiquitin-protein ligase
Exons: 1
Coding region: 1-507 (168 amino acids)
Biological process (GO): protein polyubiquitination
Cellular component (GO): nucleus
Molecular function (GO): ubiquitin conjugating enzyme activity
Source: RefSeq, a predicted model, not a curated record
AUGGGAGAGAUUGGGUCUGACAGGUCGGCAAUUAAAAGGAUAAAGAAGGAGUAUGCGCUGCUUGAAGGAGAGAAGAACGAGAAGGACAGGAAGGAUUCCACUUUGAGGUAUAUUAAGAUUGUUCCAUUCAUAUCUGGGGAUUUGUUUACGUGGGAGGCGUACUUGACUGCACCGGAAGACAGUGUGUACAAAGGUGGAGUUUUUAAGCUGCUCAUAUCGUUUUCAAGCGAGUAUCCUUUCAAACCACCGAAGAUAACGUUUCAGACACCCAUAUAUCACCCGAACAUUAACUCAUCGGGUAUGAUUUGUAUAGACAUUCUUGGGAAGGAAUGGUCGCCUGCGCUUACGUUGAAUAGCGUUCUUUUGUCUCUUCUUACGCUUCUUGAUGAUCCUAAUGCAGACGAUCCUUUGAGACCUGAAGUUGCAGAUAUAUACAAGACAAACAAGGAGGAAUAUAGACUAAGAUGCCAGGAGUCUGCUCGGAAGACUGUGGAGAACAAGAAAUAA